Messenger RNA from Tyto alba (common barn owl), 3526 nucleotides. RefSeq names its product polycomb group ring finger 2 (gene PCGF2). Bases 194 to 1186 code for a protein of 330 amino acids. The transcript is spliced from 10 exons. Gene Ontology annotation, molecular function: promoter-specific chromatin binding. NCBI's taxonomy places the organism in Eukaryota, Metazoa, Chordata, Aves, Strigiformes, Tytonidae. Gene Ontology annotation, cellular component: PRC1 complex. The record is from RefSeq and is a predicted model, not a curated record. Gene Ontology annotation, biological process: negative regulation of transcription by RNA polymerase II.
AAAAAAAAAAAGGGAAAAAAAAAAAAAAAGCAAAAAAAAAAAAAAAAAGCCGAGCGAGAGAAAAAAGGGCCCCGGCCGCAGCGCCGCCGCCGCGCCGAGCCGAGUCGCGCCGAGCGGCGGGAGCGGAGGGGGCGGCCCCGGGGCCGCCGCUGCCGCCGCCACCAGGGAGGAUCCGCCGCGGCGCUGCUCCAAAAUGCACAGGACCACCAGGAUAAAGAUCACCGAGCUCAACCCCCACCUGAUGUGCGCCUUGUGCGGCGGCUACUUCAUAGACGCCACCACCAUCGUGGAGUGUCUGCACUCCUUCUGCAAAACCUGCAUCGUUCGCUACCUGGAGACGAACAAGUACUGCCCCAUGUGUGAUGUCCAAGUGCACAAAACCAGACCCCUCCUCAGCAUCAGGUCGGACAAAACCCUCCAGGACAUAGUGUACAAACUGGUCCCGGGGCUUUUCAAAGAUGAGAUGAAGAGGCGGCGCGACUUCUACGCAGCCUACCCCAUGGCCGAGGUUCCUAACGGCUCCAACGAAGAUCGCGGGGAAGUCUCCGAGCAGGACAAGGGGAACCUGACGGACGACGAGAUCGUCAGCCUGUCCAUAGAGUUUUACGAAGGGUCGAGAGAGGAGAAGAAAGCGACUGUUGAGAAUGGGGACCUGGAGAAGGAGAAGAAGAACGGGGUCCGGUUCCUGCGCUGCCCCGCUGCCAUGACCGUCAUGCACCUGGCCAAGUUCCUCCGCAACAAGAUGGACGUUCCCAGCAAGUACAAGGUGGAAGUCCUCUACGAAGACGAGCCCCUGAAGGAGUAUUACACCCUGAUGGACAUCGCCUACAUCUAUCCCUGGAGGAGGAACGGGCCCCUGCCGCUGAAAUACCGCGUCCAACCCGCCUGCAAGCGGCUCAAGCUGUCCCAGCCGGCCCCCUCCGAGUGCACCAACACCAGCGGCGCCUCCGAGUGCGAGUCGGUCAGCGACAAAGCCCACAGCCCCGCCACGCUGCCCGCCACCUCCUCGUCCCUGCCCAGCCCCGGCACCCCGUCCCACGGCUCGCCCAGCUCCACCGCCGGCAGCGGCCCCCCCGGCACGGCCGCCGCGCUCAACGGCACCUCGAACUGCCACCCGCCGCAGCCCGCCGCCGGCCGGUGCCGCAAAACGACUGUCAACGGCAGCACGGCCUCCGCCUUGACCUAAGCGUCGGCAGAACAGGGACUCCUGGCUGGGUUUUAUAUAUCUAUAUAUAUUAUAUAGAUACAUAUAUAAAUAUAUAUGUGUACAUAGGGAGAAAAAAAAAAAAAAAUUAUACAUACUUAUUUUCUAUUGAUUGACCAGAUUAAUUUAAAAUGCAAAUAAGACACAUAAAUGUGGUUGAAUAUUUUUUAAUGAUUUUUUUUUUUUUUUUUUUAAAUUUAAACUUAUGUAAGCUGCAUGCCGGAGCUGGGAGCCACACAGGCGCUGCCACCUUCCUUGCUCGUUUUCUCUUAACGCUUUUCCCUCUCCUCCCCAUCCCUCUCCCCUCGCGCCCGCCGGGAGCGAGACGGGGCCGGGAGCGGCGACUCCCGGCUGCACAGGUAAGGGCCAAGCACAGGUAAGGGCCAAGCACAGAAGCCAAAAACUUCCCCCCAGCCCCACCGUGCCCUGCGGUUUUUACCUUUUUUUUGUGUUUCUUUAGGGGUUUUUUUUUGGCACCAGGUUUGAUAACAUGGUGCCGGUGGCCAGCUGGGACCACUGGUCCCUUUGUUGGCAUCGAGCAUCACUUGCCCGUGUUGCCCCCCCGGUUUUUCCUUGCCGUGCAUGCUUCUGUUUCUUUUUUGCUUUCCCUGUGUGGUCUCCGGACAGUGUUUCAGGCUCUGAUCUAGCAAAGCCUCACCCAGACGCUUCCCUUUAUGCACAGUAAGGAGGGUUUUUGGGUUUUUUUGUUUUUCUUUUCCAGCUUAAAAAAAUUAAUACUUCCAACCUGGCGGUGAAGGGCCAGCCGUCCCAGGGGGAGGAGCACAAGCCCCCCUGAAUAUUGGUUUCUCCUUUCCAAGGGAGCUGCCACCUCCCCGGCCGGGAAAUUUUGGCUGAGGGCAUCUAAACCGGUGGGGGUGGCUCCGGCAGUGCUGGGUGAGGCUGGGUGGGACCCAGAGGCCGCGGGACCCCCAGCCGCUGGCUCCCCACUCACCUCCGUGGCUUCAGCGUCACGUUUCAGAGCAUUUAUUUUUGUUCCCGCCCUGUCCUUCCUUACCUUCUCCUGUCCCCACAUUGGGUUUUUAAAAAAAGAAAAUUAAAAAAAAUAAGACUACAGUGCCUUUAGCCAGGAGGCUUCGGUGAGGGGCGAGCGGGGGAAGGUGCUGCUGCGGGUCGGGCGGGAGCGGAGCGGCACCGGCAUCGCCGGCUGCCCCACACGCUCCGGGGAAGGGACCAACUUUCUAUAUUGACCCCAAAAAAAAAAAAAGCACAUUAGCCCCAGGGAGCGGAGAGCCCGGGGGGUUUCUCUCCCGCCCUUGCUGGGGACGGGGGAUGAACGAAAAAAAAAAGAAAAGUGCCUGCAGCACCCGGACAGCACCCCACGGCCAGGCAGCGGCCGCAGCCACCCCCAGCAGCACGGUGAGAACCAAAGGAAAGCGGCACGGGAAUUGUAUGAACAGCCCGACUCCAAAGGUCAGGAAACAUGGGAUGUUGUUAUUGUAUUUUUUUUUUUUUUUUUUUUUUUUUUUUUUGAAGUACUGCACCCCCAUCGUGGACUCGACAGCGGCACCUUUGCUAUAGCACAGCCCGGGCUCCGCUGCCCUCCGGGCACUGGGGCCGGGGCCCCUUUUGUUUCUCUCUUCCCCGUCCCUGGGGCUGGACCAGGGGCUCAAAGCAAUGUGGGGGGGCUCCAUUUGUCUUGACUUUGACACCCCUUUUCUCCUUGUAAAUAGGCCAAAAUGGACUGAGGGAGGCAGCUGAAGUGCCUCAGUCUGGGGUUUGUGUGGGGCUCUUGGGAGGGGUUGUUUUGUUUUCUGUUUUUUCCUAUAUGGUACAAACCAAAUUGCUCUGUAUGUUUGCAUCCUGUACAACGUUUUAAUGUCUUGUAAUAUAUUCUGAUAUUCAUAUAUUGUUAUUGGUUAAACAUUUGUAUAACUAUACAGCUUUGUAAAUGUAAUAAAUGCUGCAGACUGUCCUUCCCUUCGUCUGCCUGUACGGAUGCAGCUGCCCGGGUCCCUCCGUCCCCUGUCUCAGUGGGCACCCGCCGCUCUGGAAAUGCCAAAACCGCUCCUGAAAGUCCCACGAUCCAGUAAUUUUUUUUUUUUUUUUCCCCCGCAGCCAGCGCUGAGCCCCCGUUUAUCCUUGGCAGGGCCCCGGGGGGGCAGAACCCAAAACUCCUGUCCCCACGGUGGGGUGAGGCUGGUUUGCUGCAGCUGGUGGCGGCUCUCAGGGCUCAGUAAUUAAGGUUAAUUGGGGUGGGAGCUGAGCUGGGCAUCUCCCUCCCCACACCUGAGAGGGCUGAACAUCCCCGUGGUCCCCAGCCCCCCGGGGGCUCCGUGACCUCCAUCCCUGGGGGGUGCAGCC